Molecule: messenger RNA, 756 nt
Organism: Cercocebus atys (sooty mangabey)
Lineage: Eukaryota; Metazoa; Chordata; Mammalia; Primates; Cercopithecidae
Product: pulmonary surfactant-associated protein A-like
Molecular function (GO): signaling receptor activity
Source: RefSeq, a predicted model, not a curated record
AUGGCCCAGAGGCGACAGAAGUCCCUUAGUCUACAGGGGUCCAUACUGGCAGUAGGAGAGAAGGUCUUCUCCACCAAUGAGUCUGCCACUUUUGAUGCCUUUCGGGAGGCAUGCCCCAAAGCAGGCGGCCACAUUGUUGUCGUGAGGAGUCCAGAGGAAAACGAGGCCGUUGCAAGCUUCGUGAAGAAGUACAACACGUAUGCCUAUGUGGGCCUGAUUGAAGGUCCAAGCCCUGGAGACUUCCGCUACUCAGAUGGGACCCCUGUAAACUACACCAACUGGUACCCAGGGGAGCCCGCGGGUCGGGGAACCGAGCAGUGUGUGGAGAUGUACACAGACGGGCGGUGGAAUGACAGGAACUGCCUGUACAACCGACUGACCAUCUGUGAGUUCUGAGAGGCAUUUAUGCCACAGGACAGGGAGGAUCCUGUCUGGCCUUCGGUUUCCAUCCCCAGUAUCCGCUUGGUCUGUGAGAUGCUGGAACUCCCUUUCAACAGAAUUCACUUGUGGCUAUUAGGGCUGAAGGCAUCCUUAACCACUUCAUUCCCCUGAUGGGCCCUGACUCUUCCCCCAAAUCACUGGCCAGCCUUGACACUUCCCUUGCAAACCCUCCCAGCACUGCACCCCAGGCAGCCACUCCUAGCCUUGGCCUUCAGCAUGAGAUGGAGCCCUCCUUAUUCCCCAUCUGGUCCAGUUCCUUCACUUACAGAUGGCAGCAGUGAGGUCGUGGGGUAGAAGGACCCUCCGAAGUCACAC